UCAGUCUGACGCUUGGAGUCUCUCUCCCUUUACUUUGCCGUCUCCCACCACUUUCCGUCUCAGUUCGAACCCACACCUGUGCGUUUCCCCUCAUAUUCGCGCGAUGUCCCCCGCGCCCAAAAACUCCAACACAGAUUGAGUAAUUGGCCGGGAGACAGAAUGAGACUUUGAAUCAACAGAAAAUCAGCUGUUGCCACAUAGGAAAUCGCCCAAGGGGACUGAAAUAGACCGAGACGAGCGGAGACAGGCGAGGAGAGGAGAGGAGCGGGAGAGGGAAGACUGCUUCAGGUGACCGAGUAGCAAUGGAGGCGCGCGGCAUGCGUGAUUGAGUGCCACCGCUUCUGGGAGCGCUGGCUGGCUUUCGUUGAGGUGGAUUACAAAAGUGCGAGCAACCUUCAGAACUGACCGGGACCGCCUCUGUAAAGCUCACUUGACGGAUUUUCUCUGCAUCAUGAACGUGUCGCCCCCAGACCGCAGGAAAAACAUGCGAGAAUUGGCUUUGGAGAUUGGCAUCCGAGUUCUGCUCUUCGGAGUUUUCGUAUUCACAGAGUUUCUGGAGCCCUUCGAGAGAGUGAUCCAACCAGAGGAGCUGUGGCUUUACAAGAAUCCUCUAGUCGUGUCAGACCACAUUCCUAAGAGGGUCAUGUUCGCCAUCUCAUUCCUCACGCCGCUGGCAGUGAUAUUUGUGGUGAAGAUAAUUCAGAGGACGGACAGGACAGAGAUCAGAGAGGCAUGUUUAGCUGUGUCCCUGGCUCUCGCCCUAAAUGGGGUCUUCACAAAUACCAUCAAGUUGAUUGUUGGGAGACCCAGGCCAGAUUACUUCCAGCGCUGUUUCCCAGAUGGGCAAGUUAAUGCAAAGAUGCUGUGCACCGGGGAGCCAGAGCUCAUCGCUGAGGGACGCAAGAGUUUCCCCAGCAGCCAUUCGUCCUUUGCGUUCUCUGGUCUUGGUUUCACCUCCUUCUACCUGGCCGGGAAGCUGCAGUGCUUUACGGACCAGGGCCGAGGACGUAGCUGGCGCCUCUGCGCCAUGGUGCUGCCUCUUUACAGCGCCAUGAUGAUCGCACUGUCCCGGACCUGCGACUACAAACACCACUGGCAAGACGCCUUCGUCGGAGGAGUGAUCGGGUUGCUGUUCGCGUACAUCUGCUACCGCCAGCACUACCCGCCCUUCCUGCACACGGACUGCCACCUGCCUUACGCCGCCCUGGCCGCCGACGCCCACGUACCCUCAAAUCCUCAAGAGGACCCGCAGCCCACUGACAACGCCACCACCCUUCCCCUGGAGGGCCUGACCGAAGGGCCGGUAUGACUAGUGGCCACCACCGAGACUCCCCUCAGCGCCCUCACCAAGGCGCCGAGCCCACCUCCCUAUUCCCAGUGACUGACCGGCUCUUGUAUACAUUCCAGUGGACAGUGAAACAUUUCCCCCCGCAUCCUAGUCUCGGUGACACAUACGUUAUUUUGUGUUUACAUUCACCUUUUUUUUUUUUUUUUUUUUAAUCUGGCUAUUUGCUCAGCAGCCAUUUAAGUCUAUAUUUGGAUGCGAUGCAUGAGAGGAACCAACGAAUAUGGGACAUCGCCGCUGAGAGAGAGAAGAGAGGGAAACAUGUUGAAAACCUGAAAAAUAUCUCACUAAUGGCUGUAAAAAAAAACGUUUUUUCAGAACGUUUUUGCUUAUUGAGAGAUGUGGUUUGCAGAAGGCUAGAGUACGUUAAAGGAUUGGGAGAUCCCAUGAAAUGUCACAGCAAUUAAACCUCGAAUUCAGCUAUUAGAAUAUUGUACAUGACACACUUAUAUAUAUAUAUAUAUAGAUAUAGACCGUGGGAUCUGCUAGCAGCUAGUGUGAGAAAUGAGAUGAAUUUUCAUGUGUCUAGAUGUACACUACAUUUUCAGAGGGAACCACCGUGUUGGUUUCCUGAUAUAAAGAUGGCUAGAACCAAAAUCCCAUCGACGUAGCUACCUUCUUGCUACCUUUCAGAGCUUCUCAUUGUUGGAUUUUCUUUUUUUUUUGCUUAUUAGAGACAUUGCUGUCUGCCCUUUCCCCACAGUUUCCCAGGACAACUUCUCAAGGGGUUUUGUGUAACAACCCAUCAACUUAAGGAUUGGCAGCACACCUCUGACAGAUUCAUACCUCAUUUUAUUUAUUUAUUUAUUUUUAAAAAACUUUUGGUUGUCCAUAGCAACAUUGAGAUAAAUAUAGAACCAAUACACUCUUGAAAAAGCAUUGGCGCGUGUUAAAAGAGAAAGAAAAAACAAUAUUCACUGUCCCUUUCCCUGAAUCUUCUUCAUUACCUAUUUUUUAUUUUAUUUUUUUGUCCCAUUUCUCCCAUUCUCUUCGGGGCCGUAUCCUAUAUAUCACCGCUCCCUUUUCCCCUUCCCUGUCUCCAUCUAACUUUAUUUUCCCCACACAUUGCAUUUAAAAUGUGUUUCCAGAGGUUGCGCAGGGACACGGGCUCUCAAUAAGUGCAAUCAGUAACAGGCUGGUGGUGUGGUUGGGGGGGGGGGGUGACAAGUGCGUCUGGACAGGCGCAAGCUCCAAUUUGAUCCUGCAUGAGUCCUCGUUAAGCGAGGUCAGCCCCCUGCCGCUUAUGAGGACCACACGGUGGCCCCACGAAGCGCCCGAGCAUUGCAAAUGGCUUUCAGGUCCACUGUAGACCCACAAAUAGACAAUCUAGCAUUCAGCCGGCGACAGAUCGGAGAUUGUGAUGUAUUAUUCACCCAUUAAAUUCCCAUUAGGUAUUAAUGUGGGGACAGUACACUGAAAUGAAGCAGACACCAAAGAUUCGUAGGCUUUUCCUUCUGCCUGGUUUGAAGGCGCUCCGUUACGCGUUAUUAACAGAGACGAGACCCGUCGCCAGAUUACUGGUUCCCCAUCAACGACGAAGCAAUUUGUAGCCUUUUACAAGUUUAGUUAGAAGUGAUGGAUCAUUUUGUCGCCUUGGUUACUGCUCUUUUUUGACAUUGCUGUGGCAUUAAUGGGAAGUCACAGGCUGCGCUUUCAUCAUACCCAACCACGCUACACUUUACACCUAAAAGUGAAUCGAAGAUGGCAAGCCGAACACAGAAGGUUAUGAAGUUAUUUAUUUUAUCUUUAAAAAAAAAACAAAAAAACUAAGCAUAUCGUCUGUCUUUAAUGUCAGAACACCACACAUUUUAGUCCAAGCUCAUGAGUUGAAACAGUUUUGAUUGAUUAUGGGCACAAUUUGGGCACAACUGCUCUCUCUGGUCAAAAUUCUUUUUUUUUUUUAUGAGUGAUUCAUUAAAAUUAGGCUACAAUUAAGCCUCUGUCACUAAUGCAACCCAUUGGCAGCUUCGUACAACUGUAUAUGUAUGUGUUCAGGUUUCAAUAUCCCACACUACUAAUGCAAUAGGAAAUGAAACUUUACAAAGAACGGACUCCUCAACGUAGAGGAACAGAAAAAAAAAAAGAAAAUGGGCGCUCGACGCUGCUCAGCAGACUCUGUGAUGGGACUUGACGAGGCUCUGAGAGUUGAUGGUAACCAGCUGAGCCUUGUCGCUGGGUCCGAGUCUUUGUGUGCAGGUUUGGAGAUGUGUGACUGUGAGACUCCGCCAUCUUGGAGACGAACUCUGCGGAUAAAAUGACUCCCGCACACGCAUCACGUUCUGUAGUCUCACAUUUGCCUGACUCGGCAGCCUGAUGUUUGUACUUCGUGUCAUUUAGUUUCCUCCUAUUUAGGAUGACGGUACAGUGUAUAUCGGAAAUAAUAACGAGAAAAAAAAAGUUAUAUCUGUGAGUGUUUUCAACAAGGGAUUUAAGUUCCCCUCCAUUCCAUGAUUUGUUUUCUUUUGGUGCUAUAGAUAUUUUUGUAGCAGUUGGUGUUGCUAUGUACGAAACGGUGGAUGUGUCAUUUGAAUACUUUUGGACAAAGAAAGAAAAAAAAAGUUACAAUACGUGUUUAUUUUUAAUCAGGUGCUCAAGGGCAACCAGUGCUUGUAAGUCCACACAAUUUUAUUUUAUUUUAUUUUCUUCAAUCAUUUUACUUUCAUGAGGAGUGAAAGGAUAAAAGUAACUAAAAAACAAUUAAAUAUUAAAGAAAUGAUCGUCAGUUAUCCUGAAUAGACGUCUGAAGAAAAUAAAUCGAGUGUGAGCCUUAAAAAAAAGAAAAAAGUCUUCGUUCAUGGCAUGCCAGUUCCAUUUGUGAGAAAAAGAGUGUUUUCUAUGAAUAAGCAUGUCGGGCCUUGAGAACUCUUUGAGCUGUGUUUUGCUGUUUGUAUACUUUAUGUACAAUAAAGGACUGCAGCUGUGUGAAA
Molecule: messenger RNA, 4272 nt
Organism: Mugil cephalus (flathead mullet)
Lineage: Eukaryota; Metazoa; Chordata; Actinopteri; Mugiliformes; Mugilidae
Gene: plpp4
Product: phospholipid phosphatase 4
Exons: 7
Coding region: 452-1309 (285 amino acids)
Biological process (GO): phospholipid metabolic process
Molecular function (GO): phosphatidate phosphatase activity
Source: RefSeq, a predicted model, not a curated record